AUGAUCAGUAUAGUAUAUCAAUUGAUACUGACACAGUCUCUAAAAUUACCUUGGGCCAGUGCAAAGACGGAAGAUGUGCUUCAAUGCAAACAAUGGGCCGUUCAGUCACAGGCAUUUGUGAAGAUCCAGUUCCUGAGUGAAUCUUCCUUGCUGUCAGCUGUCAGUAUUGUUGGACCAGUCUCUGUUGGCAUUGAUGCCUCUCACAUUUCCUACCAGCUGUACAACUCUGGUGUGUAUUACGAGUCCCAGUGCUCACAGCUGAUCCUGGAUCACGGAGUUCUGGCAGUUGGCUACGGCACAGAGGGUGGAGAAGAAUACUGGCUCGUUAAGAACUCCUGGGGUACCAGCUGGGGUGAGGAUGGAUACAUCAAAAUGUCUCGUGGUAGAAACAACAACUGUGGUAUUGCUACUGAUGCUUCCUACCCAACUGUCUAGAUUUUAAAAUAUUCAUCAUUGACCCCUUGAAGAACUUCUCCUUGAAUCUAGCAAUGGCAAAGAAGGCUCGUUCAGUGAAUCUUGCUGAUGCAAUAUUCAACAGACACUUCAGUCAAAAAUCCCAACAGGCUUCAAUUUGACUGACUGAUCACUUACACCUGCUCUUAAGUGAAUGUUGCUAAGCCAUCUUUCAACAGGCACCCGAGUAAAUACGUAAUUCCAACAAGCUACACCCUGACUAACUGACCUGACUAACUGACCACUUCAAGUGAUGCUAAAUUCAACAUAGGCCAAAAAACUACUUUGAUAAGCCAGUCAGACAAACAUAUAUUACUACUUUAUCAGUCAUUAUAAAUAAGUAGUUGACCACUUGAAGGGAACUUAGUAAAGUGCAACAACUUCAAAAGGCCUAUGACAAGCACUUAUACUCUUAUGGUGCCAGUAGAGAGAGGUUAAUGAUGUAAAUUUGCAAUAAAUCUAGAUUUCAA
Messenger RNA from Cherax quadricarinatus, 923 nucleotides. NCBI's taxonomy places the organism in Eukaryota, Metazoa, Arthropoda, Malacostraca, Decapoda, Parastacidae. The record is from RefSeq and is a predicted model, not a curated record.